Messenger RNA from Dreissena polymorpha, 647 nucleotides. RefSeq lists its product as uncharacterized. The record is from RefSeq and is a predicted model, not a curated record. Lineage: Eukaryota; Metazoa; Mollusca; Bivalvia; Myida; Dreissenidae. The transcript has 4 exons. Bases 21 to 407 code for a protein of 128 amino acids.
CACAUCUGUAUUUAAACGCCAUGUUUGGUCAGCAGAAGAAAACAGUCGAGAUUGAUUUCAGCGCUUCUUAUCAAAAUAACAAAGUGGUCAAGGCGAUUAAAGACUUAAUAAUGAGUGCAUUUGCCUCGAUUUCGGUCCUUGUGAUAUUAGUCAUCAUUUCUGGAGGACACGGUGAUUCAGCGGUUGUGCUAAAUAAAGAUUUAGUUGGGACAGCCUAUUUCCCCUGGUUCGGCCAGUGUUUGAGCUAUGAGAAGUAUGCAGGACGUUGCCCAUGUCCCUCCUACGGGGUGUGCCGGGGCCUGAAGUGCUGUGUUCUGAACAUCGACAGAAUCAUCAUUCCGCCAGUCAUCCGGGAUCCUAUUUUUCCUAUCCCACCUAUUCCUGACCCAAUACUACGAAGGGGGUGAUCGAGACAGGGGCUUACGUCAUCGUCCGGAAAAAGCUUCAGCAAGAAAAUGUUAUACAACUCUUACACAAGUUUUAGUUCUUACGAUGACAUCCUAUGUUUUAUAAUUAAUGCCAUAAUUCAUGCCGCUAAAUAUAGGCGGACAACGCUGUUAGAAGAAAGAUGUAUUUUUUUCAUACACACUUGUGGUCUUGUUUUAAUCCACAUAGUAAGCAAGAGAGAAUAAAUUGACGUUCGUAUA